Sceloporus undulatus (fence lizard) is the source of this 3467-nucleotide messenger RNA. It is a transcript of the gene NSL1, whose product is annotated as NSL1 component of MIS12 kinetochore complex. Gene Ontology annotation, cellular component: MIS12/MIND type complex; kinetochore. The record is from RefSeq and is a predicted model, not a curated record. Bases 35 to 832 code for a protein of 265 amino acids. NCBI's taxonomy places the organism in Eukaryota, Metazoa, Chordata, Lepidosauria, Squamata, Phrynosomatidae. Gene Ontology annotation, biological process: mitotic sister chromatid segregation. The transcript is spliced from 6 exons.
GGGGCCAUGAACGGUUUUAGGAGGAGAGCGGGAAAUGGCGGCUGGGAGGGAAGAGGCGCCUUCGCCCUCGGCCUCUUGCCCUCGGGACCCGCGGGUCCAGUGCCGCUCCCGGGGCUGGGCCUCCCAGCUGCUGGGCGACUACAGGCCUUUCCUGGAAAAGCUUGGGGCUGGUCAGCCCUUGGAGAACCAGGGCUUGGAGCAGGCUCUGGCCGAAGCGCUCUGGAACUUUGAAACAGCUGUACAAGAGAACAUUACUGUUAAUGGACAGCCAUGGCAGGAGUCAUCAGAUGAUCUUCAAAAUGAUGCAGACAUCAAACUCCUAGAAGAUCGGCUUGAUGAUUUAAUAGUACAAGUAGCUUCCAAGCGUAAUCAGUAUCCCAGAGAAGUUCAAGUACAGGUUGUCAAAGCCCUUAAAGCACAGCAAAAAUUGUUGGACUGCUAUCAAACUACUGCGAAUCUUCAAAAAAUAACACCGAAACCUUCUCAAGAUUUGCACAUGGCAGACUUGAGCCUUGCAACAAAAAAUGCAUCCAAACUCAUUGGAGAGUCAUUUAAGUCUUUGUCAUCUCUUUUGGAAAAAGCAGAAGGCUUCUCAAAAGUGUUGUCUCUGCAGCCAACUUUGGAACAGUGUAAACUCCACCAAGAAAUUGUUGCUGGCUCAGAAGAGAAACAGGAGAACAAAAUCGAUGUCAAAAACCUCACAUCACAAGUGGAAGUCAUUCCCACACAGACUGCUAUUAGUAAUUCUAUUCUACUCAAAUUAAAGAGACCGUCAUGUUCCACACAGGAAUGCUAUCCACUUCAACAAAAAAAGAUAAGUCUUGAUACAUGAGGACUUAUUUUGUGUGGGACUGUUGCACAGCCAUCCUGUUCUUUAUUUGAAUUUACCUGCAGCACAUAAAUACAAACUGCAAAAACAUCAAGAGUGGUGUCCUCUGAAAACUGUAUAAUGAAAUAGAUCUCACAUGGUAGUGGAGGAGUUCAUUGCUAGAUAGUGUCAUAUCUCUCAAUGUUACAUUGAAUGCUUAUGCACAUUUUUAAUUACAUUUGAGCAUUGUUCUUUGAAAUGUAAACCUGAAGCAGCUGCACAUUCACUGUACUACAGCAAGGUGGGCAGCGAUGGUCCUGAGUUUCCUUCAAAGACAAAAGCCUCUGAAUGAUUCAUUCUCCACAGAAUAGAUGCACAGUGCAGACAGCUGUGUGUUAGCAUACCCAAGAUUCUGGUUCAUCACCCAGGGAGAUUUCAUGCCAUGGGUGUAUAUUUCUGUGUGUUGAGGAACAGUUUUACACAAAGUAAAAACCCCGGAAAGGUCCAAAUCCAGUUGCAGAUGCCCAGUACCAUAGGUGCAUGUUAAAAGGCUGGAUCUCGGCAAGAGAUUUGUUUUGGUAUAACUUAAAUAAUUUGUUAUAGAUGGAUUUUUCUCUAAACAUCUAAAAAGUUAUUGGAGAAAAGGCUGUAAUUUGACAGGUGACAAAGCCACUUAAUCUUCCUCACACCUGUUGCUUUCUCUCCAGACUUCCCUUCUACAUCUUCUUUUCUCAUAGGUAUGUAUACAUACAUGCAUUAGGGGUCCUCUUCCGUCCACAGCAUCUUUAUCCCAAAUAUAGUUGUUCAUUUGUUCAGUGGAGACUCAGUUAGCAAGCCCCAGGUCUUCUGCCAAACAUCUGGUUUUCUCAAGCAGCCUGGACUAUAUAUACCUGCUUUUGAAAUACUAAUGGAAAUAUUUGCUUGCAUAGUGUUUUCUUUUUAUAUUAAAACAAUCUAGUGAUGCAUAUUUCAGUCUGGUAUUAAUAUGUUUAUGUCUUAAAUCAGAACCAGAAGGGCCCUCUAUAAUUAUAUUGGCCUUUUAGUGUGUGCCUGAAAAACCAGUUCAGGAUUACUCACGAGAAUUCUGCACGACCAUUGCGUAACUGCAGUGCUACGUAGUGGAUUCCAACUAGACCUUCCCCCCAAAUCUCACUUACUGGUAAUCAGCUACUGGGAUUGAGAAGUAGUUGCCUGAUGGUCCUACUCCCUUCCAUGAGCAAUCUUUGGCACAACAAACAGAAAAAGGACUGUUGUCACAAAUCCCCCUUACUCUAGAGAUUGCUUGCAUGAGGGGAGUGGAAGUGUCAGGUAGCUGCUUCUUGACCAAUAGGAAUGUACCCAUGUUGAUCCCAGAAGCUGCUUACCAGUAAUUGAGGUUUGGGGGGAUUUUGUGGUCCUUACGUCGCCUCUAAACUAGAGGUUACGCAGGGCUCAUGAGUAUGUAGCAGUUACAAAUGCAUAACUGUAGGUUACAUAUUCAUAACUUCCCAGCAGGAUUCUGGCCACUAAUUUAUGUAUUAUAUUAAAACUCCAGUUUUAGAGUUCUUGUGAAUAAAUGUCAAACUAUGCUGUCCUUCUGGUGAACUUGCAUAUAGAUGUAUAUCUGUGUUCUGUUAAAGUGAUGGUAUUUUUAGAUUUCUUGUAAAAUUAUAACUAAUAAUUGAUGAUGCUACGCUGACAUAUAUAUACCCAAGGAAAGGUGCAAAGAAGCAAUUCUGAAAUUGGAAUUGCUGGACUUGCAUUGCUUAGGAGCUGGCACUGCCUAUAUAACACUUGCCCAGGUUUGUGCAGAAAUUUCCACAGAGGCACCUGUAAGCCUCUAGUGCUUUUGCCUUUAAAAAAAAAAACAGGAUAAAACUCAAUUCCCUGUGUCCAUUCUCCCUCCACUGCAGACUCCUGAACUUCCCUACAUUAAGAACAGUCUAUAUACUAUGGGUGCACUAAAAAAGCUUAUUUUUGGAAAUUCCAAAAUCAGCACUAAAAUAUUGUUAGCUUUUUUAAUAAUUAAUUUUACUGAGGAAAGCAUGGUUAUUAAAAAAAGUGGAAAAAAUUAGUAAGUAAAUAUCAAUGGAGUAUUGUUUGCUUUCUGAAUGUGUACAUUUCAUUUGUCUCUUGUAAAAUGUAUAUUUGUAUAUAAAACAUUCUUUUUUUACACAUAAUACUUCUUAAGACGUCUUGAUUUAUAUUCAAACUCUGGUUUAAAUUAUCACCAUGUUAUUUCUGAUUCAUCACCUGCAGAGUUGAGAAUUCGGAUAUGAAAAACUACUAAAGCAAAGACAGUCUAUGUAUAUGACUGUAUAUUUUAUAUAAAGAAAUGAUGGUUAGAAAAUUCAGUAGCUAGGAUCACAACUGGCUUUGUACAUUCAAGGGAACAAGCAACAACUUAUCCUCACAAUGUAAUAUGAAAUUUCACCCUUGAACUAGAGUACUGCCCAAAGCAGUUUGUUCUAGCAUAACACUCUUUUAAUGAAGAGAGAGUAUAAAAAACUUGACUGGACUUAAAUUUAACUUAAUUAGAUUUAUGGGUUCUAAUCAUGUUUAGUUAUAAAAGGUAUUCUUCAGUUCACAUUGUAAUGUGAGAAGAACUUUGACUGUUAAAACAUCUUCAGUAUUGACCAUGUGUUCUAUUAUGCAAUAAAAGGGGUGGUUUCCCUCAUGA